Pungitius pungitius (ninespine stickleback) is the source of this 4422-nucleotide messenger RNA. It is a transcript of the gene aox6, whose product is annotated as aldehyde oxidase 6. Gene Ontology annotation, molecular function: molybdopterin cofactor binding; FAD binding; aldehyde oxidase activity. The record is from RefSeq and is a predicted model, not a curated record. The transcript has 33 exons. Bases 152 to 4246 code for a protein of 1364 amino acids. Lineage: Eukaryota; Metazoa; Chordata; Actinopteri; Perciformes; Gasterosteidae.
AAGAAUCUGCUCUGCAGCUCAGAACCUUUUCCAGUGACCUAUUUUUCGUGCCUCCGUUUGUUUUAUUUUGGUAGUCACGACAGGCGGAAGUGUUUAAAUUUCGAACAGAGUUCAUUUUAUAUUUCGACUCAGUUGCGUCUUGCUCCUCAAAAUGUCUUCUAAGAUGUCUGCGGAGAAACAGGGAGAUAUUUUGUGCUUCUUCAUCAACGGGAAAAAGGUGACGGAGAACAAUGCGGACCCCGAAACUACGCUGUUGUCCUUCCUCCGGGAGAAGUUGAGGUUAACGGGAACCAAGUACGGCUGCGGCGGCGGAGGCUGCGGCGCAUGCACGGUCAUGUUGUCCCGCCUCCAACCGGCCACCAGAACCAUCACACAUUACUCAGUCAACGCCUGCCUGCUGCCGCUCUGCCAGCUCCACGGAGCCUCCGUCACCACGGUGGAGGGCGUCGGCAGCACCAAGACCCGGCUGCACCCGGUGCAGGAGCGGAUUGCCAAAGCUCACGGUACCCAGUGUGGCUUCUGCACUCCAGGGAUGGUGAUGUCCAUGUACACGCUGCUGAGGAACCGGCCUCAGCCCACCAUGGAGGACAUCACUCAGGCUCUGGCGGGUAAUCUGUGCAGGUGCACUGGAUACCGACCCAUCCUCGACGGCUGCAGGACCUUCUGUCAGGAAGCCAACUGCUGCCGAGCCAACGGAGGUGAAGGCUGCUGCCUCGAGGGAGAGCAGAGUCCUGAAGAACCAGCUCAUGAGGAGAAGCCCCGCUUGUUCGACACAGAAGAGUUCCUUCCCCUGGACCCGACCCAGGAGCUCAUCUUCCCCCCCGAGCUGAUUCUGAUGGCAGAGGCGCCGAACCCGAAGACGCUGACCUUUCGUGGGGAGAGGAGUAGCUGGGUGUCCCCCUCCUCCCUGGAGGAGCUUCUCCAGCUCAAGGCCAGGAACCCCGACGCUCCGCUGGUGGUGGGAAACAGCAACGUAGGUCCAGACAUGAAGUUCAAAGGCGUCCUGCACCCGCUGCUGAUCUCUCCAACCAGAGUCACGGAGCUGUUUGAGGUCACUCGGACGCCACAGGGUGUGUGGGUGGGCGCGGGCUGCAGCCUCACCGAGGUCCGCUCCCUUCUGGACAAGCUGCUCCCUCAGCUGGAGCAGGAGCAGACGGGCCUGCUCCGGGCCCUGAGCCGGCAGCUGGGCACCCUGGGGAGCCAGCAGAUCCGCAACGUCGCUUCCCUCGGGGGGAACAUCGUUACCGCCUACCCGAACUCUGACCUGAACCCGCUUCUGGCUGCAGGGAACUGCAAAGUGAGCCUGCUUUCUGCUGCAGGGGGAAGACGAGAGCUCCCUCUGAAUCAAGACUUCUUUGUGAGCUUUGGGAAAACCCUCCUGAAGCCAGAAGAGGUUCUGGUGUCUGUCUUCAUUCCCUUCUCCAGAAAGGGGGAGUUUUUUGGAGCUUUCCGCCAAGCCCCCAGGAAGGAGAGCUCCCUCUCUACGGUGACCAGUGGGAUGAGAGUGUUCUUCUCGGAGGGGUCCCGCGUGGUUCAGGAUGUCAGUAUCUACUACGGGGGGAUGGGGCCGACCACUGUUGGUGCCACCAAGACGUGCGCAGCCAUCGUCUCCAGGCCCUGGGACGACGAGACCCUCAGCCGGGCCUACGACGUCCUCCUGGACGAGUUGGUCCUCCCCCUCUCGGCUCCCGGAGGAAAAGUGGAGUUCCGUCGCUCUUUGACUCUCAGCUUCCUGUUUCAGUUCCACCUGGAGGUCCUGCAGAACCUGAAAGAAAUGGUAAAAUACGCCCGCCAGACGUUGCCAUGUUUGAUUCACCUCAGUUGUGAAUCUUACACCGCACCACUUUGUGUGCAGCACGUGAUCACUGAGGAGAUUCCUGAGAAGAUGCAGCCGUUGCCCCGAGAGAUCCACCCCGGCCUGCAGGAGUUCCAGCAUGUGUCCAAGGACCAGAGCGACCAGGACCCGGUGGGGCGUCCCAUCAUGCAUCGCUCCGCCCUCAGCCACGCCACGGGGGAGGCCGUGUACUGCGACGACCUCCCCGCCACGGAGGGCGAGCUCUUCCUGGCUCUGGUCACCAGCUCCCGAGCGCACGCCAAGAUAACGGCGCUGGACGCCAGCGAGGCUCUGAGGCUCCCCGGGGUCGUCGACGUCAUCACGGCCAGAGACGUUCCGGGGCGCAAGACGCGCAAGAUGUCCGGCUACGAAGAGGAGCUGCUGGCCGACGGCGAGGUGUCCUGCGUCGGUCAGCUGCUGUGCGCCGUGGUCGCCGACUCGAGGCUGCACGCCAAGCGGGGGGCAGCGGCCGUGAGGGUCUCCUACGAGGACCUGCCCGACCCCGUGUUCACCUCAGAGGAAGCCGUGGAGAAGGAGUCUUUCUUCGAGCCGCGGAGGACGAUAGAGAGAGGAGAUGUGACCAAAGCCUUUGGAUCAGUGGAUCAGGUCCACGAAGGAGAGCUGCGGAUCGGCGGCCAGGAGCAUUUCUACAUGGAGACCCAGAGCAUGCUGGUCGUCCCCGUGGGCGAGGAGACCGAGUUCAACGCGUACGUCUCCACGCAGUUCCCCACGCUGAUGCAGGCAGCGAUAGCGGAGACGCUGAGCAUCCCGUCCAACAGAGUCACCUGCCACGUUCGGAGGAUCGGCGGAGCCUUCGGGGGGAAGGUGGUGAAGACGGCGGUUCUGGCUUGUAUCACCGCCGUGGCGGCGUGGAAGACCAACCGGGCGGUGCGCUGCGUCCUGGAGCGAGGGGAGGACAUGCUGAUCAGCGGCGCCCGUCACCCCGUCCUCGGCAAAUACAAAGUGGGCUUCAUGAAUGACGGGCGGAUCGUGGCUGCAGAUUUCCACUACUACGCCAACGCCGGCAACAUGGUGGACGAAUCCGUCCUGGUGGUGGAGAAGUUCCUCCUCCACUUUGACAACGCCUACAACAUCCCCAACCUGAGGGGCCACGCCGCCGCCUGCAGGACCAACCUGCCCUCCAACACCGCCUUCCGGGGCUUCGGCGUGCCCCAGAGCCUCCUGGUGGUGGAGAACAUGGUGGAGGACGUGGCGGCGCUGCUGCGGCGCCCCGCCGACCAGAUCCGCGAGAUCAACAUGUACCGCGGGCCCUCGGUCACCCAGUACAAGCUGGAGUUCAGCCCGGAGAACCUGCGGCGCUGCUGGGAGGAGUGCAAGCUCAGGUCGGAGCACGCCGCGCGGCGCCGGGCCGCGGACCAGUUCAACCGGGAGAACCGCUGGAGGAAGAGGGGCGUGGCCAUGGUGCCCAUCAAGUAUGGCAUCGCCUUUUCGGAAGGCUUCUUGAAUCAGGCCGCCGCUCUGGUCCACAUCUACAAAGACGGGUCCGUCCUGGUGUCUCACGGCGGGACGGAGAUGGGUCAGGGACUGCACACUAAAAUGCAACAGGUGGCGAGCCGGGAGCUUCGCGUCCCCGCCGCCAAGGUCUACAUCAGUGAAACCAGCACCAACACGGUUCCCAACGCCAGCCCCUCCGCCGCCUCCUGCGGUACCGACGCCAACGGCAUGGCGGUCCAGAACGCCUGCCAGAUUCUGUACCAGCGGCUGGAGCCCAUCAGGCUGAGGAACCCUGAAGGAUCAUGGGAGAGUUGGGUCCAGGCCGCGUUCCUUGAGAAAAUAAGCCUAUCGGCGACGGGCUUCUACAAAGGCCCGGACCUGUACAUGGACUGGGUCAAGAUGGAGGGACGGCCCUACGCCUACUUCACCUUCGGGGUGUGCUGCUGCGAGGUGGAGCUGGACUGCCUCACGGGAGACUACAGGACGCUGAGGGCUGACAUCGUGGUGGACAUCGGCAGAAGUGUGAACCCCUCAGUGGACAUCGGGCAGAUCGAGGGAGCCUUCAUGCAGGGUCUGGGCCUCUACACCCUGGAGGAGUUGAAGUUCUCCCCCUCCGGGCUCCUGUACACUCGAGGCCCGUCUCAGUACAAGAUCCCGGCGGUGUGCGACGUGCCGCUUCGCUUCAACGUCUACCUGCUGCCGGACUCCUCCAACCCCCACGCCAUCUACUCCUCAAAGGGCAUCGGAGAGCCGGUCCUCUUCCUGGGCAGCGCCGCGUUCUUCGCCAUCAAAGACGCCGUCGCCGCCGCCCGCUCCGACUCCGGCCUGGUGGGCCCGUUUUCCCUGAACAGCCCCGCCACGCCGGAGAGGGCGUGUCUGGCUUGCGCCUCCCCGUUCACUCAGAAGAUUCCAGCCAGCAAACCAGGGUCUUUCAAACCGUGGGCCUUAAACAUCUGAAACAGAAAAUCAAGAUUUGUUGUUAUUUUUGAUCGAUUUAACGCUUGACUGUGAAUCUUUGACUGAUAAUGCUCUAAACUCUAUUGCACUUUGCACUAUUCAAUAUCCAUUGCACAUGUAUUCUCAUCACUUCCUGCUGCAUGUCAACAAUAUACCAAUAAAUGAUUGAAACGUUU